Opisthorchis viverrini is the source of this 210-nucleotide messenger RNA. RefSeq lists its product as hypothetical. The coding region runs from base 1 to 210 and encodes 69 amino acids. The transcript is spliced from 2 exons. Lineage: Eukaryota; Metazoa; Platyhelminthes; Trematoda; Opisthorchiida; Opisthorchiidae. The record is from RefSeq and is a predicted model, not a curated record.
AUGGACUUUGGCGGGCGUAUUUUGCGUAAAACCAUGCAGUCCAAUGCGGCAUUGGCAACGGGCAUUCGGCCAAUACUGGGUUAUGAUUGGCUGUUGGGUCCAGUCUUUCCACCAAUCAGAUCUCGGCCUGAUGCCAGACCGGCAAGCGUCCCCCAAUCAUGCGUGGGAUGGGCUUCUCUGCUGUAUCGGCACCUGAAUGCAAGCGAUUAA